AUCGCACCUAGUACAUUUUGCUUGAUCGAGGCGGUCAGCAAUGGCGCACAGGGUCCUGGAGCUAACGCUCCUGUCGGCGAGUGAUCUGAAGGAUGUGAACAUGUUAAGCCACAUGGAGGUGUACGCCGCCGCGUCCAUCUACGGCGACCAGCUGACGCGCCAGUGCACCCACACCGACCGUUACGGCGGCAGGUAUCCGGAGUGGCGCGAGACGCUCCGUUUCGCCGUCCCGCCCACGGCCUCCGCUGCGGGCAGCUACCUCCACGUCCUCCUACGCACCGAGCGCGCCUUCGGCUUCGACGACCGCGACGUGGGCGAGGUGCUCGUCCCGGUGGCCGACCUGCUCGCCGGUGCCUGCAUCUCCGGCGCCCAGCAGCGGUGCGCGUCGUACCAGGUCCGCAAGGUGCAAUGCGUCGAGCACCAUGGCGUGCUAAACGUGGCGUACCGUCUCGGCCCCGUCAUGGCGCCGGUUCGUCGGGGCACCGAGCGCUGCGGUGGUGCCGUGGGGUACCCGGUGAUGCGGUGGCAGCCGUGCCAUCCACCGUCGUAUGCUUACGUGCCACCGUACCAGUCGGUGGCGCCGAGCUAUACUCUGCCCGAGUAUGUUCGCACUCUGGCGCAGAAGAAUUUAAGAAGAACGGGAGCUUCGCGCUGGGGCUAGCUCGAGCUCGGCGCAGGGCUAAUCGGCCGAGGCUUCGGGGGACUCCUGUUUGGAAGCAUGACGUCAUCGGAGACGUUGGUUUAUGAGAAUGCCGGGCACGAGACCACCGACGCUGGCUGGGUGGCCUUCUAGAAAUUUCACUUGUAUCAUGAGCACAGACUACACUUGAAUCCAUUUAUCGCAGGGAUCCGAUGUAUUUUAUUGAAGUCGCGCCGAGAAUGGUAAA
This is a messenger RNA of Lolium perenne, 887 nucleotides long. Its product is annotated as protein SRC2-like. Lineage: Eukaryota; Viridiplantae; Streptophyta; Magnoliopsida; Poales; Poaceae. The record is from RefSeq and is a predicted model, not a curated record. Gene Ontology annotation, biological process: defense response.